Suillus subalutaceus is the source of this 325-nucleotide messenger RNA. RefSeq lists its product as uncharacterized. The record is from RefSeq and is a predicted model, not a curated record. The coding region runs from base 1 to 318 and encodes 105 amino acids. Lineage: Eukaryota; Fungi; Basidiomycota; Agaricomycetes; Boletales; Suillaceae. The transcript is spliced from 6 exons.
AUGGUAUUCUCAGCGCUUACGUUUGGACAAGAGGUUGAACUGAUCUGGAGGCGACGCUGGUCCCUGAUGACCUUUCUCUAUCUCUGUGUGCGCUAUGCGGGAAUAGGAUAUGCUGUGUACGUUUGGAUGUUUAAGCCAUUGAUGUUGCGCUCAUUACCCAUCUCUCACAAUAGGAUGAUCAUGUUAGCCAAUGUUUCAACAAUUUCGAUGACAGAUGCAGUGAGUAUUAUCAUAAACGACGCAAUUGAUUGGACGAGUGACGUUGUAGAUGUAAUGCUGGGCGCCAGUGAGCUAUGCACCUCCGUGAUAUUGACUUGACUGAAAC